Molecule: messenger RNA, 1314 nt
Organism: Oppia nitens
Lineage: Eukaryota; Metazoa; Arthropoda; Arachnida; Sarcoptiformes; Oppiidae
Gene: Pld3
Product: 5'-3' exonuclease PLD3-like
Exons: 1
Coding region: 19-1314 (431 amino acids)
Molecular function (GO): catalytic activity
Source: RefSeq, a predicted model, not a curated record
AAUAUCUUAUUUAAUAAAAUGUGUUUUAAAUUAAUAUUAAUUUGUGUAUUAUUGUCGACAUUUAAUACUGUUUUUAGUUCAAUUGAAACUGAAUUAAACUCAGAUGAAUGUAACGCCAAUUUAGUGGAGACAAUACCUAUUGGUCUGACAUAUAACUCAAGUAUUACAACUAAAGACACUUUCAAAGAGAUGAUUGCAUUGAUUUCAAGCGCUACCACAACACUAGACAUCGCAUCGUUUUAUUGGUCACUAUUAGGAACAGAUGUGAUGCCACAUCCGGACAAUUCAAGCAUUAAAGGUAAAGAAAUAUUGGACACAAUAGUGACGACAACGAGAAGACGAGACUUAAUAACUCGUAUUGUUGUCAAUCAGACGACAACAAACAAUACAGAUCUACAACUUCUGGCUUCUGUAGCAAACAUACGUCAACUAAACUUUACAAGACUUAUAGGCGCCGGUGUUUUGCACACAAAGUUUAUAAUUGUUGACCAAAAACAUGUUUAUAUCGGUAGCGCUAAUAUGGACUGGAGAUCACUAACUCAUGUCAAGGAAAUGGGUGUUGUUUUAUAUAAUUGUUCAGUUUUAGCAAACGAUUUGAUCAAAAUAUUUCAGGUAUACUGGUAUUUGGGAACAACAAAUGCAACGAUUCCCAAGAGUUGGCCACAAGACUGGUCCACAAACUAUAAUAAAAGUAAUCCACUUUCACUUUCAAUCAAUGAGAAGCCUUAUAAUGUAUUUAUGUCUUCAUCUCCAAAAUCUUUUUGUCCAAAUGGUCGCACAAAUGAUAUUUCAGCCAUUUUAUCAAUCAUAAGAAAUGCCAAUAAAUAUAUAUAUAUAGCUGUAAUGGAUUAUUAUCCACAAUAUCUAUACUCUAACUAUAGGGCCUUUUGGCCACUAAUCGAUAAUGAGUUGAGGAAAGCAGUGAUUGACCGCAAAGUCAACGUCCGAUUAUUGGCCAGUCAUUGGAAUAAUACCCGUAAAUCAAUGCCUUUGUUUUUAAAAUCUUUGGCAGCUUUUAAUGACAGCUCUGUAUUUGGGGCUCACAUUGAAUGCAAACUAUUUGUUGUUCCGGCGUUUACACCACAACAGGCAGACAUACCUUUUGCUAGAGUUAAUCACAACAAAUAUAUGGUAACCGAUCAAACAGCAUAUAUCGGUACAUCCAACUGGUCUGCAGACUAUUUUGUCAACACAGCCGGUGUUGGCAUUGCUAUUACACCCACAAACUCAAGUCACUAUAGUAUUAGAGAUCAAUUACAAGAAAUUUUUGAAAGAGAUUGGAAUUCGAGUUAUGCUAACAUUUAUAAGUUUUGA